AUGGCGGCAGCGGCUUCAGCCCCGCCUUUGAAAGGAACCAAAGUCUUGGAGUUUGCCGGUCUUGCUCCUGGCCCCUUUGCAGGCCUCAUGCUUGCCGAUGCCGGAGCUUCAGUUCUCCGCGUCGACAGGCCUCCAUCCAACUCCGAAGGCGCUGUGCCAACCCCCGAUAUGCUUGCCCGCCAUAAAUCAUCCAUCAUCGUCGACUUGAAGAACUCUCGCGGCGUGGGCCUCAUCAAGCGCCUCGCAAAGCACAUUGACGUUCUCAUUGACCCGUUCCGGCCCGGCGUGUUGGAGAAGCUUGGCCUCGGCCCGGAUGAGCUGCUCGCCAUCAACCCGCGUCUCAUUUACGGCCGCAUGACGGGGUUCCGCCGCGACGGCAGGUACGCCGACAUGGCUGGCCACGACAUCAACUAUCUGGCCGCAUCUGGGGUCCUCGCCCUUCUCGGGAGGCAGGGCGAGAAGCCGUUCCCCCCCUGGAACAUCCUGGCCGACUUUGCAGGCGGAGGCGCCAUGCUCGCUCAGGGCGUGCUCCUUGCCAUCAUAUCACGGCACUCGUCCGGAAAGGGCCAGGUCGUCGAAGCAAACAUGGUAGAUGGCAGCUCCUAUCUCGCGUCGUUCCCCCGCAUGUCCCUCAAAACGCCCUUGGGCAACAACCCGCGAGGCAACAACAUUCUCGACGGAGGCUGUCCCUGGUACGACACAUACGAGACCUCCGACGGCGAAUACAUGUCCGUCGGCGCUCUCGAGCCUCAAUUCUUUCAAGCCCUUCUCAAGGGUCUCGGCUUGCACGGCCAGGGCUGGGAAUCCAGGCGUCACGAUUCUUCCUCCUGGCCUCGUCUACGCGCGCUCUUCGCCGAGACGUUUAAGAGCAAGACUCGCACCGAGUGGGAAGCCGUUUUCGAUGGAACGGAUGCGUGCUGCGUCCCCGUGAUGCACUAUAAAGAGCUGGAGUCGCAGCCUGGCAGGGAAGGCGAUCAGCGGCCGGCGGUGACGCUGCGGGACACGCCAUGCUAUUCGCCCGCUGACAGAGAAGGAGGAGGCUACGAGGGAGAGCCUUUGGUCGCCGGCCAUGGAGGGGAGAGCAUGUUAAAGGUGUGGGUUGGGUGGGAGAAUGGAGGCCAGUACGAGCUGGAGAAUGGGGCAAUGGUCUUGAAAGAAAGAGGAGGCGAUUCCAAACUGUGA
Trichoderma aggressivum f. europaeum is the source of this 1182-nucleotide messenger RNA. RefSeq lists its product as uncharacterized. The transcript has 2 exons. The record is from RefSeq and is a predicted model, not a curated record. Bases 1 to 1182 code for a protein of 393 amino acids. Gene Ontology annotation, molecular function: catalytic activity. NCBI's taxonomy places the organism in Eukaryota, Fungi, Ascomycota, Sordariomycetes, Hypocreales, Hypocreaceae.